Siniperca chuatsi (mandarin fish) is the source of this 5807-nucleotide messenger RNA. It is a transcript of the gene rtkna, whose product is annotated as rhotekin a. The coding region runs from base 2050 to 3990 and encodes 646 amino acids. Gene Ontology annotation, biological process: mitotic cytokinesis; septin ring organization; actomyosin contractile ring assembly. Gene Ontology annotation, cellular component: actomyosin contractile ring. The record is from RefSeq and is a predicted model, not a curated record. The transcript is spliced from 11 exons. Lineage: Eukaryota; Metazoa; Chordata; Actinopteri; Centrarchiformes; Sinipercidae.
GUUAUCGCCACCGUCUCAUCACACACACACACACACACACACGCUAUCGGGGAUUCUCUGGUUACAACUUUGACUGAUCUCUCUCCCUCUACAAACUAACUUAUUUGGCACACUUUUAAUCUUGCUCUUAAGACAUUUGCGUUUGUACCCUGCUUUGCUUUGUCCGAUAUUUUAAUUAAUGCACAGGGGAAUUGUGUUGCUGCGUUCAAGUCCUCAAAUUAACGCUCAUAAUUGCAGCAUUUCCAAACUACUUUGCAUUUUGCUCGACUCUAAACAAAAAACAAUAAUAUUCCUAAGAGAGACUUAAGAGUGUGUCUGUGGAACUCAGUAGUGGGUGCGUAGUAACUUAAAUGUGCUUUAUGUUGUGUUCCAUCUCCCAUGAUAUUGUUUUAAUAUCCUACAUGGUUUAAUAUUGUAUAGUUUUGUUGUGAUGCUUCAGAUGGUUAUUGCAUGACAUUGUUUUUCAUAAUGGCUCAUUUUAAAUUUUUAUAAAAAUCCUAUUAUACUUUUGUAAGUUUGUUCUUUCUGCUUCCCUUCACCAUGUUCAGCUGUCCUCAAACACUUUCUUAUAAUCAUUCUUAGAAUAACAUUGCAAAAUGUCAACACUUCUCUUCUGCAAAGCACAUGAAUUUCAACCUCUUGGCUCUCUUGUAUGUCUUUAAACUGCUUUAGUUUUGACUGUAGCAUAAGGACAGUCACCUGCAAGGGAAUAGUCUAAAAAGGAUCCUUACAAAAGUUGAGAACUAGGUCAGAGCUGUAGCCCAUGUAUCCCUGUCAGCUGUUUAUCACUGGAUUAGAACUGGUACCCUUCAUGCAUGUUUUCCUCUUCCUCUCUGCAAAGCUCCCAUUUUAACAUCUGCUUCAUAUUAGCCACCGUUUGUCAGCAGAUAUUACAGGCUCAGAAGUGACUUCCAAUCUAACGUCUAAUUAUUUUUACUUAUGGGCCAUUUUAAUACUGUUUUGAUGGUACGUCCUCCCUCUGUCUAUCUCCCUUCUCUUCCUUUCUUUCUCGUUCUCUCUCACAAACACACACACUUGCCUGUGAGCCCUGGGCAGUUUGUAUAUUACUUUGGUUUCACUUUAGAGUGCUGGUAUUUGGUUAUUCAGGCAGAAACAUGGUCCCGGUUUAGGGGUGUUUGUGUCUGUUAAAUUAAAACUAAACACACAUUUUAGAUGUACACAGUUUUGGAAGUUCAGAGAAUUGUUUUGGUAAUACUAGACAGACGUUAAGAAAAAGAGGGAUGCUUGUGUGGAAGAGAGUAUGGAGGGGGGGACUCAAUUGUAAGAGGAUACUUAAGGAAUGUUAAUGGUGCAAUGUAGCAAAUGGAAAAGAUAGGGUAUUGAUUCUGUCUCUCUUCUUCCUUCUCUGAAUCUCUCUUGCUUUUCCACCCUGUCCAUGUGUGUGUGCAGGCAUACACAAUGUCAGCUCAAGUCUAUUAGUUGUUUAUAAUUCAUGUCACAGGAAAACAUCACUACACCCCGGGGAGCCAGGCACACUCCAUCGCAUUGAUGUGCAGUCAGAAUUAUCCUUAUCUGGUGUUCAUAUCUGACACAUGAGCUGGUAAAGGCCAAUAACACGCAACACCUCCUGGAGGUGCAGUAGUAGUGAUGUGGUUAAGUAUGUACAGUGUCUCAGGCAGGAGUGAAUGAUCUCAUGUGUUUUGGGGGUUUUUUUUCAGAUGGUGUGAGCUGAUUAUUGUCUACAGAUUGUACAAACAAUGUAAGCAAUUUUCCUCAGAGCCAUUGUGAUAAGAGAGAUGAGCAGUGACACAUGGUCUUUUUUAGGCAGUGCAGGCAUUCAUUACUUAUCUAACACAAUUGUUACAAACUGCAAGUGUUUUUGCCCUCCACACCACAAGGAGACACCAACUGGUGGUUCAGUAUCUGUGAGUGCCUCCCACAUUAUAAAUAGAAGGCUGGACUGGACUUCCUGUCCUUUGUCUCCAAACAUUUCACCUUGGCUGAAGAGUAUGUAGAUGUUUGCCGUGUGUUUUUUGAUGAACCUUCAAUGACAGCGACAUCCAGAAGAAGAUUGACCAUGAGAUCCGAAUGCGAGAUGGGGCCUGCAAGCUGCUGGCCGCCUGCUCCCAGAAAGACCAGGCGUUAGAGGCGGCGAAGAGCCUGCAGACCUGUAGCACUCGUAUCAUGGCCUACAUGUCAGAGUUGCAGAGGAUGAAGGAGGCUCAGGUAAUGCAGAAGGUCACGCGGAGGUCGUCGGAUGCAGGGCCGAUGGAGGACAGACUCCCGUGCAAAGGAAAAGUAGCCAUCUCAGAUCUUCGGAUCCCUCUCAUGUGGAAAGACACAGAGUACUUCAAGAACAAAGGAGAGCUUCAUCGGUGUGCAGUGUUCUGCCUGCUGCAGCUGGGAGGAGAGAUCUUUGACACAGACAUGGUGAUAGUGGACCGGACACUCACCGAUAUUUGCUUUGACAACACCAUCGUAUUUAAUGAAGCCAGCCCAGGUUUUGAGCUGCGUGUUGAGCUGUACAGCUGCUGCUCGGAGGAUGACUACUCAGCAGGGAGCACGCCAAGGAAACUAGCCAGUAAACUCAGCUCCUCGCUGGGGCGUUCAGCUGGAAAGAAGCUCCGGGCAGCCAUGGAGCCUGGACCAUGUAGUCCUAUUAGCAACGGAGGGGCAGCUCCUCUUCUGCUGCCAGUUCCUUCUGUACCGGGCCCUAAGUACCACCUCUUAGCUCAUACCACCCUGUCACUGUUACACGUCCAGGACAGCUUUCGCACACAUGACCUCACCAUCUCAGGCAAUGAAGAGUGUUCUUAUUGGCUGCCGCUCUAUGGCAGUAUGUGUUGCCGCCUUGCAGCUCAGCCGCACUGUAUGACCCAACAGAUGAUGAGUGGAUGUUUGAAAGUUAAGCAGUUGGGAGGUGACCAUCAGAGUUGGACAAAAGUGCACGGUGUUCUAAAAGGAACAAGCCUUUUCUGCUACCACCAGCCAGAAGAUGUGGAGGCUAACGUUGAGCCAGCUUUCACCAUUGCCAUCAACAAGGAGACCAGAAUACGUGCAUCAGAGAAAGACCCUCACAGUAAAGUUCAGAAUAUCUGUAUCAGUAACCAGUACGGAGGUGAGGAGGUCACACACACACUGACAACAGACAGCCGCGAGGACACACACCGGUGGAUGGAGGCCUUUUGGCAACAUUUCUAUGACAUGAGCCAAUGGAAGCAGUGCUGUGAUGACUUAAUGAAAAUUGAACUGCCAUCGCCAAGGAAGCCGGCUCCUGUCACACCAAAACAAGGCUCACUCUAUCACGAAAUGGUUAUUGAGUCAUCUGCUGACCUCAGCAGCACUGUGUCAGACAUAUUGACUCGGAGGAUGCAGGAGCUGGAGCUCCGCAGCCAGCUGGGCACCUCCCCCACCUGGAUGUCUGUGUUUGAGGAGAGCAACCCCCAAAGUGCUGGCCGCCCCCGUCCCUGUACCUCUCGCCUAUCUGGCCACAGCCCCCGCACCCCUCAUCGAUUGCCCCGGAGCCCUGUGAGCCCUCACCGCUGCCCACAGCUGGGUCUGCUGUCCUCAGAUGCAAGCCUGACCUCAGACAGCGACAGCCACUGCAGCACUAGUCCCUGCUCUCACCACCGUGGCUGGCCCGAGCCUUCUUCAAACUUCUCUCUCUUGUCAUCUUCCCCUUCCCGUCUGAGGCCACGCACUCUGUCGCUGGAUGCUAAGCUCAGCACCCUUCGAGGGAGGGAGUACGGAGGAGGAGGGACCUUCCAGUGCCCCUGCCAGCCUCCUCCCUCCUCGCUGCUUGCCCCACUCCCCAUCUCCUCACGUUCACCUGGGUCACAGCGCAGCACACAGACCACGCUCUCCUGCUCCAGUUCCACCUCCAGCAACAGCUCCAGCAACAGUGAGGGCAGCCACAGCCCAGAGUCAUCUGAGGGAGCCCCCUUCUCAAGGCCCUCCCCGGCUCGACGCAGCCUCAGGAACCUCAGGGCCAGACUCGAUCCUCGCAACUGGCUCCAAAGUCAGGUGUGAACUUGUCCUGCCUGACAGACAUUUUACGUUGGCCUAAAGACAACAGUGCUCAUUAAACUAUGGUUUAACUGGCUUAACAUAUGUGAACCAACCUCAGGCAAUCUGCUAUGCUACAUGCCCAGCCCUGAGGAGGAUAAGCUGCCUCUAGCCUGCCUCCUGGUGGAGGAUAGAUCAUGGAAGACCCUCCUGGGGCAAACUGGAAUGUCUUCUAACACAAAAGACAGGUGACAAUCACUGCAGGCGAAUCUGCACUUUGCUGGGUUGCCACAAUUCGGAAGAUGGUCCAAAACUAAAUGGGAGGUACUCUUGCUUGCUUUGAGAAAUUAUGGUCAUGCUAUUUGGGAGAAAGUGAUGCUAAGAGCUAAGGACUCAAUAAACACGCCACACUGUCUGUCCUUGGACUAUAAUUCUGAAACUAGAAAAUAUUUUGUUUUGUCUUCUGCAUCAGCCAUCCUCUCAAACAUUGUUUCAAGGUUAUCUCUAUUAAUGCACUAGCAGUAUUUUGACUGGAUGUUUCCUAUCUGUAUUUUAUAAAUAAAGAUUUGCAGUGUUUAUGCUAUGAAAGCCAGUGAGCAUGUGGCAGGAUGAACAUGCAAGAUGAACAUAAGGUAUAAAUCAGUCAAGUGUGGAGGGAAGGGUUGAUGUAUGUUGCCUGUACUGUGAUCUACUUCAGUGUACGUAUCUAAUUAUUCAUACAACAGAUGAUCAUUGUGGUUCUGCUAAAAUGACUAUGCACCAUUUUGCUUUUUUGCAUGAUUUCACUUACACUUAAAAUGUUGAACUACUUGAGAUCAUUUCAACAAUGAAUCUGGUGAAAGCUUAACUUUAUGCAAGUGCUCAUACUUACUGUACUGGUUAUUACUGUGAUCUCUUCAGGGUAAAAAUCUGUGCUCUGGUCUUAAUUUUUACACGUUUAUCUGCACACUAUUGGCAGGCUGUCGUCAAAACUGGGUAAUAGAUCCUUACAUACAUAGAAAAACUGAAAUUAACCAAAGCUUAAGUGUUAUUGAAAACCCAAGCCAUACUUAUAAUUAUGCUACACUGCCUCACUGCAGUAUUGUGGGAGUCCAUUAAGAAUAGUGGUUCCUGAUUAUGGAAUUUCCAAUAAAAUGUGAAACAUCCACCAAUCAAAUAUUAUGCAACACAGAAACAUUUCUUAGAAAUUAUUUUAUGGUGGCUGUAUUCUAGGUAACUUUCUAUUAACUGAGUAUGAAACCCCAGUCAACCAUUAGGUCAUGAUAGUAAGAGCAAGAAUAAAAUGGCUUAUUUGCCACCUUGUUUUUUUAAAUUAUGUAAGUUGUUGUCAUUUAGACAACUGUUCACAGCAGUUACUUCUUCCAUGUGAAAACAAAUCUUAUAGGAGAGUCGUGUCUCUGUCAGUGCAGUAAAGCCUCUUCUUCUCUGUCUUUGUUGAUUACUGUGGAUUUGACUUUGGUAACAGUUUCCCUCUUGGGGAUCAGAACUCGGGCAACCAUUUUUACUGAGAAUUAAAACUGUCAAAUGUUUGAAAAACAGCAUUUGUUACUGUAAAUUAAUUUGUAUAAGUUAAGUUAACCUCCUCUCUUUGUCUUUUGUUACAUUAUUGAUUUUGUUAUAAAUGCAGCUAUAUUGAUACCUGAUUAUCAUAAUGUUAACAGAUGAUGUGCAGAUCUUUAACUGUUACGAAUAGAUAACAUUGAAUGUUGUAACCUUGCAAGUUUAGCAGGCUUUGUGUUCUGCAUGUACGCUGUCCUAGAAGACAAACAUUAAAUGAGAAAUGUGGAAAUCUCAUGUAUAAAUAAUAUAACAUUAAUUAUAAUAAAUGUUUUAUGAAUUCA